AUGGGAAUUGAAAUGGCUGGUGGUGUUUAUUGUCCAUUAUCACCUCGAGAUCCACAACAUCGUUUAUAUGCACUUGUACAACAAACUGAAAGUCGCCUUGUUCUUGUUCAUCAUUUAACUAAAAUCAAAUUCGAUAAUGGCAUUGUUUCACUCGAUAUUGAUUCAAUAUUGAUUAUUAAUAAUAUAGAAAAGAGUAUUGAUAUUGAUCAACUAUCAAGUAUAAGAGUUACACUCGAUGAUCUAGCUUAUAUCAUUUUCACAAGUGGUUCCACUGGAUUACCUAAAGCAGUUCAAGUACAACACAAGAAUUUUGCUGAAUUUAUGUCUUCUUUAAUUUAUGGUGAUGUAGUAACUAAAAAAGAUACAGUUCUUCAAAUGUCACGUUGUUCUUUUGAUAUUCACGUUCAAGAUAUAAUGGGCACUUUCAUGGUUGGAAGUAGUCUAAUUAUGCUACAUCCAAGAGGAAUUAUGAACUUUGACUAUCUUAUCAGUGUCUUCAAAGAAAAGAAUAUUAGUUGUGUUUCUACUGUUCCAACUAUAAUUCUUAAUUUCUUCACUUAUCUGCAACAACAAAAUCAUCAUAAUGUUGUACAAUACCUGCGAUCAGUUAGUAGUGGUGGUGAGCCUUGUUCUCUAAACCUAAUAAAUUUAAUGUCAAAUACUGUAACGCACAGUUGUCGACUAUGGAACAUGUAUGGUCCCGCUGAAACAACAAUUGCCUGCACGUUUCACUCUUCGAAUAAUACAAAAGAGACUGAAAACAUUUCAAUAGGCAGACCGCUUUCAAAUUAUCAAAAUGUAGUUUUAGAUCAAUUCUCACAAAGUGUAUUUAUCGAUCAAGAAGGAGAAUUGUUUAUAGGAGGUGUUGGUGUCUUUGCUGGUUAUCUUGGACGUGAUGAUUUAACUGCAAAAGCUCUUCUUGAAGUAGAUGGCAAACUAUUUUAUCGAACAGGUGAUCUUGUUAGAAUAGAUAACAAUAGUCUUCUUCAUUAUCAAGGAAGAAAAGAUCAUCAAAUCAAACUUCAUGGACAACGUAUUGAACUUGGUGAAAUCGAACAGUGCUUACAUCGAACAUCUAUUUCAGCUUGUGUUGUUAUUAAAUGGAAAGAUGAUUAUUUAAUUGCUUACGCUCAAUCUUCUCAUGUGAACGAAGAACAACUACGUCAACAUUGUCAAUCUCAUCUUCCACCACAUAUGAUUCCAUCUUUCUUUAUUAUUCUUGACAAACUACCUUUGAAUCAAAAUGGAAAAAUAGAUCG
Molecule: messenger RNA, 1259 nt
Organism: Adineta steineri
Lineage: Eukaryota; Metazoa; Rotifera; Eurotatoria; Adinetida; Adinetidae
Source: the annotation of a GenBank genome assembly